Aspergillus niger is the source of this 1134-nucleotide messenger RNA. RefSeq lists its product as uncharacterized. Gene Ontology annotation, molecular function: sterol 24-C-methyltransferase activity. The transcript is spliced from 3 exons. NCBI's taxonomy places the organism in Eukaryota, Fungi, Ascomycota, Eurotiomycetes, Eurotiales, Aspergillaceae. Gene Ontology annotation, cellular component: endoplasmic reticulum. Bases 1 to 1134 code for a protein of 377 amino acids. Gene Ontology annotation, biological process: ergosterol biosynthetic process. The record is from RefSeq and is a predicted model, not a curated record.
AUGGCUCCCGCAGCUCUCGAACAGGAGAACCAUGCGCGUGAUGCGGAGUUCAACCGCGUUCUCCAUGGAAAGUCCGCUGAAGCUCAGGGUGGUUUCGCUGCCAUGCGCAACAAGGAUGCUGCCGCUCAGAAGGCUGCUGUCGACGAGUACUUCAAGCACUGGGACAACAAGAGCGCUGAGGAAGAGACUGAAGAGAUCCGUGCGGCCCGUCGCGCCGAGUAUGCCACCUUGACCAGACACUACUACAACCUUGCGACGGACUUCUACGAGUAUGGAUGGGGUACCUCCUUCCACUUCUGCCGUUUCUCCCCUGGCGAAGGCUUCCAGCAGGCCAUCGCUCGCCACGAACACUACCUCGCUCAUCAGAUCGGCAUCAAGUCCGGAAUGAAGGUUCUCGAUGUUGGCUGCGGUGUCGGAGGCCCUGCCCGUGAAAUUGUCAAGUUCACCGACGCCAAUGUUGUCGGUCUGAACAACAACGACUACCAGAUCCAGCGUGCUACGCGCUAUGCUGAGCGUGAGGGUCUGGCCCACAAGCUGACCUUCGAGAAGGGAGAUUUCAUGCAGAUGAAGUUCGAGGACAACACCUUCGACGCUGUUUACGCAAUUGAGGCUACCUGCCACGCUCCCGAGCUCGAGGGUGUCUACAAGGAAAUCUUCCGUGUCCUGAAGCCCGGUGGUGUUUUCGGUGUCUACGAAUGGUUGAUGACUGAAGAAUACGACAACAACAACGCCGAGCACCGCAAGAUCCGUCUUGGUAUCGAGCAGGGUGACGGUAUCUCCAACAUGGUCAAGGUCUCCGAGGGCCUUGACGCCAUGAAGGGGGCCGGUUUCGAGCUCGUCCACAACGAGGAUUUGGCCGACCGCCCCGACACCAUCCCUUGGUACUACCCCUUGGCCGGUUCCUUCAAGCACUUGACCUCCCCCUGGGACUUCUUCACGAUCGCCCGCAUGACCUGGUGGGGCCGUGGCAUUGCCCACCGCUUCGUCGGCGCCAUGGAGAAGGUCGGUCUUUUCCCUAAGGGCUCUCAGAAGACUGCCGACAGCUUGGCCCUGGCUGGUGACUGCCUUGUUGCCGGUGGUGAGAAGAAGCUGUUCACUCCCAUGUACCUCAUGGUUGGCCGCAAGCCCGAGUAA